Molecule: messenger RNA, 231 nt
Organism: Plasmodium malariae
Lineage: Eukaryota; Apicomplexa; Aconoidasida; Haemosporida; Plasmodiidae
Exons: 1
Coding region: 1-231 (76 amino acids)
Source: RefSeq, a predicted model, not a curated record
AUGGACUCUAUGGAAGAAUUAAAAUAUGUGUUUGACUACAGUGAAGAUUUUGAUUUCAUUAGAGAGGAAUCUUUCCAAAAUAGUUGUAAUGCUUGUUAUACUCAUUUUUAUUAUCUUAUAGGUAGUUUUCAUUAUACUUUAAGUGGAAAAACAAAUAUGAACAAUGGACUGGAAAUAUGUGUAGAGAAUAUACUAAAAAUGAUAAAGAACAUCAUCCUAAAAAUAUCGUAG